AUGGAAUGCCCUCAUCUGACGGACAACGUGAAAAUCGACUAUCCCACCAACGGCGAUCCCGAUACAAAGAAAUGGCUAUGCGCAGUUUGUUCAUCGGGCGAGCACCCUUGGAUGUGCCUACACUGCGGCGUUGUGAGCUGUGGGCGAUACGUCAAUGCUCAUGCGCUUGCACACUCUGAAAGCCAAACGAACCACACCGUCUGCAUGGACUGUGAAAACCUAACAGUAUUUUGCUACUCUUGCAACGACUACAUUCUAAAUGAUACACCCAGUGGUCUCAUCAGGCAGCUUAGAGAAGUGCUCCUCCAAAUGGGGAGCAAGAGCCCUCCUUCUUGGCCAGGCACAUGUGACAUGAUAAGCGAAUCCGACUCUCUUCAAAAUACUAGAAACCUAAGGCCAAGAACAAGAAAAAGAUCUCGCUCAGAUGACAGCAGCAGUGCAGGUAGUUCUGAGAAUAUUCAGUGCAACGUCCGAGGGAGGCCUAAGCGCAAGAACAGCCGCAGGAACAUCAGCCGGAGAAAAAACCAAAUAAAACGGGAAAAAAGGGUUGUUGGGUUGAGAAAUUUAGGCAACACCUGUUUUAUGAAUGCGGUCCUUCAAUCGCUUAGUAACAUAGAAGAAUUUUGUCUUUACUUCAAAAAAUUACCCUCUCUAGAAGCGAUGAAAAACCGGAAUAAAGUGUACCAAUCCAGAACAAUAAAAGAGCUGAAGGAUGCCAUUAUGGCCGAAGAACUUAGGAAAGUGUUGAUCAAUCUGACAGAUCAAGGGACCAAAGGUGCUAUCUCCCCCGAAUCGUUAUUCCUCGUAAUAUGGAAAGUUGUUCCAAGAUACAGGGGAUAUCAACAGCAAGAUGCACAUGAAUUUUUGCGAUAUAUGCUUGACCGUCUGCAUACUGAACUGCUACACCUCCUGCCAGAUUUUUCCCUCAAAGAAUCUCAGUAUAUUUCUCAUAAGAACAAGACAUCAAUUGUAACUUCAGUUUUUGGUGGAAUGCUCCAAAGCGAGGUGAGGUGUUUGAAUUGUGGGACUGAGUCGAAAAAGCAUGAUCCGUUUCUUGACCUAUCUCUGGACAUACCCGAAAAAUGUCACAACCAGCGAAAGUGUAAAGAGACAGGGGAAGACCUUCCACCUUGUAAUAUAUUAGAUUGCCUGACUAGUUUUAUUGAAGUAGAAGAAUUGGCGGAAACAGAAUUAUACUACUGUAGUAAUUGUAAAAGUAAACAAAGAUCUACGAAAAGAUUUUGGAUCCGCAGACUACCUAAUGUUUUGUGCUUGCAUCUAAAAAGGUUCAGGUGGAAUAAUUUCUUUAGAACCAAAGUGGAUACGCACGUAAAAUUCCCUGUGAUAGCGCUGGACAUGUCUCAGUUUGUACUGUCCGACUUGCCAGAUACAAGAGCGUCCAGCACCCAACUAUACGACUUAGCUGCAGUCAUUGUCCACCACGGCGGUGGUUCUGGUUGUGGGCAUUAUACUGCAUUUGCUAUUAAUGAUGGUCAAUGGUUCCAUUUUAAUGAUAGUAUGGUCCGGCCGACAGAAAGCGACGUAGUAGCAAAAUGCAAGCCGUACAUCCUUUUCUACAUCCGGCGGGAGUUCAGGCUGCCGAGUGUCAAAUCAUGAGCUCUACCCCUGCCCCGUGUCCCUGUUUUUAAACCUUCUAUAUAUUUCUUUCCGUAAUGUUCAAUCCCUCUCCUCCCUUUUUGUCCCAAUGGCUCAAUAUUCGAACUCUGUGUCACAUCACGCUCGCGUCUCGUUACGCUAACUAUAUAUAUAUUAUAUAUAUAUAAAUAUAAAUAACUAAAUCGGAAUAGCUAUUAGAAACAGAUAAUAAAAUAUGCCUAUUAUGUAAAUAAGUAUAUACUUUUUUAUGGCCGAUAGUUUAGAUUAUGUAUUAUUUUAUAUUCGUUCAUUUUGUUUCGUUUUUUUUUUUUGUAAUUUCCUUUUUUAAUUAUGGUAUUAAGUCUUGGUGAACCAUGGUGAUAAAUGGUUUUCUUAGAAUCACUUACGUCUUAGCAUUAUUUAUUUUUUAUUUGUGAUGCUUUAUUUUUAAAUAUAUAUUUUUUAUGUAUUUGCCUUUGUAAACUGGUUUUUCUGCAUCACUUCAGUUUUUACAUACAUUGAUGGUCAUUGCAUUUAAGUU
Molecule: messenger RNA, 2137 nt
Organism: Cimex lectularius (bed bug)
Lineage: Eukaryota; Metazoa; Arthropoda; Insecta; Hemiptera; Cimicidae
Product: ubiquitin carboxyl-terminal hydrolase 3-like
Exons: 8
Coding region: 1-1617 (538 amino acids)
Biological process (GO): protein deubiquitination
Cellular component (GO): cytoplasm
Molecular function (GO): cysteine-type deubiquitinase activity; zinc ion binding
Source: RefSeq, a predicted model, not a curated record